This is a messenger RNA of Cucurbitaria berberidis CBS 394.84, 3907 nucleotides long. RefSeq names its product Vps54-domain-containing protein. Gene Ontology annotation, cellular component: GARP complex. Gene Ontology annotation, biological process: retrograde transport, endosome to Golgi; Golgi to vacuole transport. The coding region runs from base 169 to 3483 and encodes 1104 amino acids. NCBI's taxonomy places the organism in Eukaryota, Fungi, Ascomycota, Dothideomycetes, Pleosporales, Cucurbitariaceae. The transcript has 3 exons. The record is from RefSeq and is a predicted model, not a curated record. Gene Ontology annotation, molecular function: syntaxin binding.
GAAGCUCACGCUUUAUACCCAAUUUCUUGAUAUCCACGCCUAAUUUCAUGUCUCAGACUGGUCCAAAACUUUGAAGCUACCCGACUCCCACCACAGCAUGAGAUAAUUCGCGCCCCUUGUUCACCCCAUGCCUCGGCCACUUGUUUACCCCCGACCUGCGCCGCCAUCAUGUCCUCCCCCAGGUCCCCUCGGCGGUCCGAAGACAGCUUCGAGUUUCUGUCGCCAACCCCUUCACAGAGUUCCUUUCCCUUCCCAUCACAGAAUGACUGGACAAACCGGCCGAGUUCCACGGGCGGGCGCUAUAAGCCACGUCGCGGGUCCACGGCAAGCUCAAUACACUCGGUCGGCGGAGUGCUGGAUUCGGGGUUCAAGAGCAACAUGGGCGCGGUGAGAGAGCAGAACCAUAAUGCUAUCUCGACAUUGCUACAACCCCCGAUUGUGAGGACCGGCAUGGUUCCGCACACCACAGCUUCCGCAUUGUCCGGGCAUCGACCGCCCUCUACCAAAGAUAUCCCUCCCGUAACGCUUGCAAACAUACCCCACAUCGAACCGUCCGCCUUUAAUCCCUAUCUCUCGCAAGUCGGAACCCUCUACGAAGCAUUUCAGCGCGCAAAGGCGGAAGCAGAAGGAGAGGCUGCGCAACUAGCCAGAAAAGGGUCGAAGAAGGAUGGCAUCACAGAGAACUUGGAGCGCAGCUUGUAUACAGCUUCACCAUUGAGCACCCCGAACCUGUCAGGAGGCGCAUCCUCUCCGAUUGCAGCGCCGAAACCCAAGCGACGUACAAGCGGAUCGAAGCGCGCCUUGCCCGCUGUCACGCCACUAUCCACCAUACCGAAUGUCUACUUUGAGGAGAACUUCCACCUCGAGAAUCCGCGAACCUUUGACAUUGUGAGUGAAAGAUCCGAGGUGGUGCGACCUGUUCGAUCCAAGAGCAGUGAUGAUCUGAAUGCUGCAAACGGUUCGCUAGAUGCGCCACAGCCAACGGGCAGGAAAUCACUGGCGACAAAUGCGAUAUUACAGGAGAAGUUAUCAUGGUACUUAGACACGGUCGAGGUGCACUUGAUAUCGGCAAUCUCAACGGCUUCGACGUCCUUCUUUGCAGCUUUGGGAUCUCUGCGCGAACUCCAGUCGGAAGCUUCGGAAUCGGUUGCAAGGAUAAAGGGGCUCAGAGAUGAUUUGCGACGACUGGACGAACAAAUGGCGAUUGGAGGCUUGAAAGUCGUGGAGAUGAAACGGCGGCGAGAGAACCUCAGGAAGCUGACAGACGCAGUGGAUCAAUUACAAGCAGUCAUCGUUGGAUUAUCUCAUUGUGACGAAGUCGUCAAUAAGGGGGACCUAGAGAUUGCCAUGACCCGCUUGGAAGUCAUCGAACGACUGAUCACCGGCGCAUUAGACACCACAGACUCAAACAGCGUUUCGUGGUUACACACUCGGUUACCACCACAAUUGAUCGAUCUAAGAAGUUUGAGGGCACUGGAGGGCGUUUUUGAGAACAUUCAAGAGUUGAAAUUCCGCGUUGGGAGAGGAUUUGAAGCGCGCUUCGUUGAUACGCUGCUCACAGACUUGCGGGAGCACGUUAAACGCGUACCGAACCACGACACUCUGGAAAGAUGGGUAGCCGCAUCACAAAAAGCGCGAGGAAAUCACCCAAAGACGCAGUCAAGCAUGCCUGCAUAUUUGAAUACUAGCAACCAGCUUCGUUCGGAUCUACGAGUUAGCUUGUACGGUUUGAGUGGAGCACAGUUUACAAAUCAAGCCAGCGCCACCUUUAGAGAAGCGAUAGUGAAGGAAAUGAAGGUUUUAAUCCGGAGAUAUCUCCCCAGCUCGACCGACGAUGAUACAGAAUCUAUGGCAUCUGUCUCUACGAGAGGCAGUCGAGGCUACAGCCAGCAAGACAAGAAUUCGAUACUAGCCCGAAACCUCCGAGCAAUGGAUCCCGCAGAUGCCGAAGAGUUCUUUGUUAGCAUCUUCACGGACAUAGGCGAAGCAUUGCGCCGGCUCGGUACGCAGGUCAAGGUUCUCCUGGAUGUCACUAGUGGAGUCUCCACACCCCCAGCGUCUGCAGGCGGACUACGAUCUCCUCCGAGGAGUCCAUACAUGCACAACAUGGACAGCUACCUCGGUAACAGCACCCCUGCACCUGCGUCGAACGACCUGCAAAUGGAGCUGAUGCAAGCUUUGGAUAUGUCGAGCCUGCUCGGUCAGGCAGUGGACGCGGCGCAGACUCAGAUCACAAAACUUUUGAAGGUUCGUUCUGAAGCUACAGCGAAUCUGCCCCUCGAACGAUUUCUACGGUACUUUAGCCUGUGUAGACUAUUUGCCGACGAAUGUGAGGCAGUCUCAGGCCGUUCUGGUGCAGCACUGAAGGGUGUUGUGAACAUUCACAUAAGCGAUUUCGUGUCCAAGUUCGGCGACUUUGAAAAGCAAGAGCUAGCGAAAGCAAUGGACUCAGACCGUUGGGAGCCCAAGGACUUCGAUGUAGAGGAUAACGAGAUUCUAGCACGAAUACUAAAGGGUAUGGAGAGCGACCCACCAAACUGGGGCCAGACAGGCGAUGUCCUUCGCGAGAUCAAGGAACCGACUAGCAAUGGUACAGCGCCAACGAACGGCACUUCCGAAGACAAGCCCAAAGAGAAAAACAGGAACACCGCCCCUGCCAUUGUCGACGAAGAAAAGUACACCAUCUCACACUCUUCAACCGUAGUCCUCCGCGGCAUCGAGCGCUUUGAAAUCCUCCUCUCUACCAUACCAAGCAUGACGUCUGAAGUUUCCUCCUCCCUAUGCGAAUACAUCAAGCUCUUCAACUCGCGCCUGUGUCAGCUUAUCCUAGGAGCAGGCGCUAUGCAAACUGCCGGUUUGAAAAACAUCAAUACAAAACACUUGGCCAUUGCCUCCCAGGCCCUCUCAUUCAUCAUCGCCAUACUCCCUUAUAUCCGCGAAUGUGCACGCCGCCGUAUUGCCACCGCCACCAACAAGUCUGCCAUCGGCGAAUUCGACAACGUCAAGCGUCUCCUGCACGAUCAACAGACUUCGAUCCACGAGAAACUCACUGAUAUCCUAUCUGGGAGGGCAACAGUACACAUGCGCAGCCUCAAGAAGGUGGAGUGGGAUACUGAUGCCGAGGUAAACAAGGAUGUUAGUACUAGUAUGGAGAGCUUGACCAAGGAUACGGUGACGAUGCACAAGGUCAUCAACAAGUAUCUAAGCGAGAUACAGGUUAGAAUGAUCAUGGCUCCGGUGUUUGAGAGUUAUAGGGAGCAGGUCGGGAAGGUUAUUAGGGAAGCGGCGGUCAAGACGCCGGGUGGUAAAGCGAGGCUGUUGCGAGAAGCGAAACUCUUCGAAGCGAAAUUGGGCCCUAUCGAUGGCGCUGGGAAUGUUGGUACUUACCUUAUUCAGCUUGUUGAGGGGAAGCAGGUCGCGCAGACUGAAAAGAAAGAAGCUCUUGAGGCUGAGACAGAGAAACCCAGUCAAGAUACGUCCUGAGGUAUUCAAACACUCAAGAGUGGCCGCCCCGCAUCAGAGAGGGGCGCUGACAGUCCCACACUCGCCUACCAAGCGGCCUCGCAUGCUAUCAAUCCAGUAAGAUCGACAGCUGCAUGCUCAUACUUAUUUACUAUCCGACGCUCCAGCGACAGGCAUUAGACCCCAAUACUCUUGGACGAAUCAUCGAAAACUCAUGGCAAGCACGCACAGUAAGAUCUGAAUGCGAAGCAAGAGCCCAUCAGAGGGCAAUUUACGUAAAUCUACCUCUUUCAUUCCUAUGUAAAUGUCCUGUACCACUAUCAAGCAAAAAACAAGCACGGCGUUUUGGGCGCAACAUAGACAGAAGUACGGCAAGGAACGCCGGAUAGCGGGAGAUGGAUCAGGGACAGACCGCCCAUGUGGUUUUUUGGGCUUAUCUAUUAGC